Messenger RNA from Laetiporus sulphureus 93-53, 1324 nucleotides. RefSeq names its product P-loop containing nucleoside triphosphate hydrolase protein. Gene Ontology annotation, biological process: intracellular protein transport; vesicle-mediated transport. The record is from RefSeq and is a predicted model, not a curated record. Lineage: Eukaryota; Fungi; Basidiomycota; Agaricomycetes; Polyporales; Laetiporaceae. The transcript has 4 exons. Gene Ontology annotation, molecular function: GTP binding. Gene Ontology annotation, cellular component: plasma membrane; cytoplasm. The coding region runs from base 74 to 919 and encodes 281 amino acids.
AACAGCCUCCCAUUGGGGUGGCGCGGAAAUACCGCGUAUCCCGCCAGCAUCGACGCCGACAAGAGUUUUCGCAAUGGACACUUACAACACCGAGGAGUCUUUGCACGUUGAGUCGGAAGUGCUGUCGCCCGCGUCCGUGUUCACGCCGCAGACGCUCUUGAUUGCAUCACUGUCGCUGGUGGUCGCGCUCCUCGCUAUUAUUAUUAUUCUAUCGCGUAGAAGGUCACUCUCGAAGGGAGAUGCCCUUCUCCUUGUUGGCUAUUCUGAUGCAGGCAAGACUGCCAUUCUGUCUAACCUCGUCUACAAGAAGACUUUACCGACGCAUACAUCAAUGCAAGUAAACACAUCUAUAGUGCCACUAGGAGAGAGAACACUCCGAGUGAUCGAUGUGCCGGGACAUCCUCGAAUCCGCGACCAAUUCCGUGAAUACCUACCUGACGCGAGAGCAAUUGCCUUCGUCGUCGACUCGAGCACGAUUUCCCGGAACGGGGCAGCCGUUGCAGAACACCUUCACCAAGUACUGCAUGCGAUUACUUCCCUCCCACCCUCGAGACCUACCCCUGCACUGCUUAUCGUUGCACACAAGCGUGACCUUCUCAAGUCAACAGCUCAAGCAACGCCGGACCAGCUCGCCAUCAAUCGCGUGCGGACCAUCCUCGAGCGCGAACUCGAGAAGCGGCGAGCAUCUCAAGCUGGCGGAGUCGGUGUCGAAGGCCUCGGAGUGGAGGGUACCGAGUCCGAGUUGGGCGGCUUGGAGUGCAGCGGCACGGGCGAGUUCAGGUUUGCCAGUUGGGAAGGAGGGCAGGUCGAUUUCGUCGGCACCUCCGUGGAUAUCAGCAAAGAAGCUGGGUUAGACGAGAACUCGGUCGACGUCGACGGACUGCAGCCUCUACGCCGGUGGAUAGAAGAGCAACUAUAGCCCUGUUGAUGGGCAGAUCGAUCGCCUGUGCGCAAUCGCUUUGCAAACAAUGACAAACAACCCGGACAAUAUAAAGUUUUCCCGACGGUGAAGUUGCUCCUCUCAUGCAGCCUCAAAGACAGUGCCUGUUCUUCGUUCAAUACUCCACGGGGAACAUGGCGAUUCGGCAUUGCAGAGAGUGAUACUGUGGGUGGCAAAAGAGCUCUAGCAUCUCCCCCUUGGAGGGCCAUGGUGUCGUGAGUGUCAGAACUUCCCUACAUUCCUUCUCUGUAGCGCACGUACCAUGUACGUUGUGUUGUGUUUGCAUUGCACUGCAAAUCAUUAUUUAUAGCUAUCUACGGGCAUGUAGUGAUGUAGUGAUAGCCGUGUGUAGCAACGCUAACAAUUGAUGAUUUUCUACCGUUC